Molecule: messenger RNA, 900 nt
Organism: Caenorhabditis briggsae
Lineage: Eukaryota; Metazoa; Nematoda; Chromadorea; Rhabditida; Rhabditidae
Exons: 5
Coding region: 1-900 (299 amino acids)
Biological process (GO): G protein-coupled receptor signaling pathway
Cellular component (GO): membrane
Molecular function (GO): G protein-coupled receptor activity
Source: RefSeq, a predicted model, not a curated record
AUGACGCUCAAGUAUUUACUAGGUGUCUCAUCAUUCGGUUUAUCAAUCGUCGUCAUUUUUCUGAACAUCAUAAUUUUUGUUCCUGUAUUCCGACUGGCGUUUAUUUCAAAGAAGAGCACAGUUUAUAUAAUUGCAUUUUUCAAUAUAAUAUCGGAUCUAAUGCAAGCUUCUGUGCUAGGCUUAUAUCUAUCAACCUCGAUGAUGGCGGAUCAAUAUCUUCUCGCAGGAUCACGGGACAGCUUCGUAAAUUUAUUUUUAAGUGGGGUUUUUCUAAAUGGAUGGUUUAUGGAGUGCCUUGUACAAAUAGUUAUGGCUGUCAAUCGUUUCGCCGUUAUCACUCUCAACAAGCAUUACAUUUUUACUUUCAACACCACCCUCGUGAUUUUCUUCUUUCUGGUUACCACAACAGUUUUUUCGGUUGUCUGCACUCAAUAUCUUUUCCCAUGUUGCAAAUUCAUAUUGGAUCAAGAUGCUCUCACAAUGUUAUUCAUAAAUAUCGAAGGAUUGUAUUCAUACUCCAAUUUGAUGCUUGUCUCCUACGACAUUGUCUGUACAACCACGUCUACCAUUUGUUAUGUCGCCGUGUUUUUCUCUAUUCGAAAUUCUCAGAAGAGUGUGGCGAGUAAUAUAAAUCGAUCCAGUCAGGACAGCAAAUUUCUACUUCAGUUCGUCCUCAUUUCUAUUUUUUAUGUAUUGGCAUGGGUUCUGUUUGAAAUUCUUCCAUUUAUCGUUCCGGCCGAUCAACCACAGUGGUAUUCUGUGAUUCCGUUUUUGGUGACAUUGAACUGCUCUUCCAAUGCCAUCAUUUAUCUGGCACUGAAUAGAGAAAUUCAAAAAUCUAUGCGAACUUCUUGGCUCGCGUCGAAAAUAUCCGCAGCAACGGUGUCCAGUCAGAUCUAA